UUCGUAUUUUAACCCCCCCCCCCGCCGCCCUCCAAGAUGGCAGCUAUCCAAGCCCUCCAGCAGUGGUGCAAGCAACAGUGCCAAGGAUACCGGGAUGUCAGCAUCACCAACAUGACCACUUCUUUCCGGGACGGCUUGGCCUUCUGUGCCAUCCUUCAUCGCCACAGGCCGGAUCUCAUAAACUUCAGUGCUCUGAGCAAAGAAAAUAUCUACGAAAACAACCAGUUGGUAAGAUUUUCCAGUUCUGCUUCCUGCUGUGACGUCAUGUUUUCUGUGCCCUCAGGGUUCCUCUCUGCCCCUGCACUCUGCCCCAUGCUUUGGCCCUGGGUAGAUUAGAUCAAAACAAAUGGACCAUAAAUUUAGACAGCGUGCCAAGAAACUUAACCCGUCUUACAUUCUUCCUGCAUCUGGCAGCCUUUGGGUCAAUUCAAACACUCCUCC
Lacerta agilis (Sand lizard) is the source of this 441-nucleotide messenger RNA. Its product is annotated as MICAL-like protein 2. The transcript is spliced from 2 exons. Gene Ontology annotation, molecular function: protein binding. Lineage: Eukaryota; Metazoa; Chordata; Lepidosauria; Squamata; Lacertidae. The record is from RefSeq and is a predicted model, not a curated record. The coding region runs from base 37 to 336 and encodes 99 amino acids.